AUGUAUUCUAUUGCAACUUUCGUCGGGCAAGCGUUUGAGCUUGUCGUGAAGCUUCCGAUCGAGACUGUGCUUAGGAGAGGCCAAAUGGAUGUUGCCCGAUCCACCAGCAGAGGGAAGGAAAUGCAAACGAUCGUUGAAGUCGGGCCCUAUCGUGGCUUGUUAGGAACCGUGCACUCGAUCGUCUACGAAGAAGGCGAAAGAGGCCCUCCGGCGGAGUCGGUGAAGGGUACAGCAGGUGCACCGGCCAUGAAGGUAGGAAAGGUUGGUCAAGAGAGGAAGAGGAGGAAAGGGCAAGGGUUCGAGGGGCUUUGGAGAGGAUGGAGGGUCGGAAUGUGGGGAUUAGUGGGUGUUUGGGGAGCAGCGACAUGGGGAGGCGUUGGCGGGAAGGGUGGAGAAUUCUGA
Messenger RNA from Letharia columbiana, 402 nucleotides. RefSeq lists its product as uncharacterized. The transcript has a single exon. Bases 1 to 402 code for a protein of 133 amino acids. Lineage: Eukaryota; Fungi; Ascomycota; Lecanoromycetes; Lecanorales; Parmeliaceae. The record is from RefSeq and is a predicted model, not a curated record.